Strongylus vulgaris is the source of this 645-nucleotide messenger RNA. NCBI's taxonomy places the organism in Eukaryota, Metazoa, Nematoda, Chromadorea, Rhabditida, Strongylidae. The record is from the annotation of a GenBank genome assembly.
AUGAGAACAAUCAUAUUGCUUGUGGGUUUGGCCGCUCUUACUUUCUCGGAUCUUAUUCCCACUUACGAUUUAUCCCAGGAUGCGAUUGAUUAUAUAUCGUAUCGCUCAAAACCUGCACCACCGAGCCAGUUAACAUAUACACUAUCUUCAGUAAAAAUACUAUUUAUAGAAGUCAAUAAUUUCAGGCAGCGAUAUCCAGGUGUGAAACAAUUCCGUGGAAUGGAUGUCAAUGCUCGUACACAGUUCUACCAAUGCCUCGGUACGUCGUACUAUGCUUGCAUGAAUCUUUUCAACAUCCUCGAUACCUCCGAUCCCGAUUUUAUAAAUGCUUUUGACUAUACUCGCACAUACAUGGGGUUGGAGUUCAUGUGUAAUGCCGGAUUUGAAGAAGUAGUUACUCAGUGGUCAUGCCUUCAUGGCAUCCAAACAACAUCAGCCUAUAAUACCUGCAUGAACAACUUCACUUACAACACAGUACCGACGAAUUUCUGCAGCAUGGUAGACACAACCGGAAAGUGCCUGAACAACGUUUAUCUAAACGCCUGCAAGGAUAAUGGGGCUGGCUGGUUUGGUUGCGAAAAUUUCCGCUUCACAUUCGAUCAGACAUGCUGGGGUCUCCGUUGCACAGUCGGAAUGAACUACUGA